GAAGCGAGCAGGAGAAGUUUGGGAUAGUUUUUGCAGUAUUUUUAUCCUUUUUUUCCCCACCCCGUGAAUUUGUUUUAUAAGGGAAUUUGGGAAGGGGGAUAAAAAUAAGACUAGCUGCUAAUACUACCGUACCCAUCAUCCCCAGCCAGGGGUCAGCCUGUCCUUUGCUUAGUGAUAAGAAAAGAAAUGUAAUAUAUUACAAUAAUGUAACAUAUUACAAUAAUAUAUUACAAAUAAUAUAAUAUAUAAACACCCCUGAGGUGUGGUUUGAAAGAAAGCAGUGGAAUGAAAUCGUAGGCUGAUAGGGCUUCAAAGGGACCUUGGGGGUCAUCUAGUCCAGCCCCCCUCUGCCCAAUUAUUAUCCUGGAUAAAUAAUUGUCCAGUUUUUUUUUUCUCCCUUGAAAACCUCCAGCGAUGGAGCAACCAUAAUUCUGGGAAGCAAGCUGUUCCCUUGAUUAAUUGUUCUCGCUCUUCAGGAAAUUCCUCCUUAGUUCCAGGCUGGAUUUCCUUUUGAUCAAAUUUUCCACCUAUUGCUUCUUUGUGCAAAAGCAACCCGAACUGUGACAUUUUACCUCCUUGGUUUCACUCCUGCAGCAUCCUUGGAGGUAGAUUUGCCAGAGGACCAAGAUCUUUCUCUAAUCCAGCAGGAGCCCUGCAAGAUUUGGGGCACAGCCUCCCCAUUUGCAAGCUAUUUGUCUACCCUGGCUGGCGCUGAGCGAUGCUUGGUUGCUUCUCUGCUAUAGAACCAAGGAUUCUGGUGAAUUCGGCAACUUGCAUCUCCUCAUUUCCUAUUCCAAAAAUGAUUCGGCCGAUUGCCUCAGAAGCACCAGACUAAAGGAGCAGAAUCCCCUGAAGUCUUCUGCAGUCCGGACUCUGGCUUUUGACGGUGAAUGUUUUCCUCCAUGCAGCAUCAACAAGCACGUUUCCUCCUGGUUGGGGAAGGAAACUUUUCCUUCUCGGUCCAUCUGUACAAAGAGAGAGGCGUUGACACUCAUAUUAUUGCAACCUGCUAUGGUAGUGAAGAGUCUAUAUUGGAGCAAGCUUUCACCAAAUCCAACAUACAGUUUCUGAGAGACAAAGGUGCUGAAGUCUACUUUUCUGUCAACUGCACAAAACUGAAGGAAUACUUCUUGCCGGCUAUGAGGAAUUUUGACCGUAUUUAUUUCAAUUUCCCCCAUUGUGGAAAAAAGGCUGGAAUAAAAAAGAACAGGGAGCUUCUUGCCAGGUUUUUCUGCAGCUGUGCAGAUGUUCUGGCAGAGAAAGGAGACGUCCAUGUGGCACUUUGCAAAGGACAAGGGGGUACCCCUGCAGACCAGCCGGUGCGUGAGUGGCACAACAGCUGGCAAGUUGUGGAGAUGGCAGCAGAAGCAGGAUUCAUCUUGAGCGGCAUCGAGCCAUUUAAUAUCAGAGACGUCAGUGGAUAUAAAUGUACAGGCUACAGGAAUCAGGAUAAAUCUUUCUUCAUAGAAGGCGCCCUGAAUCACAUAUUCACCCGGAGUGUGCCAUUUCUGCAUUCUCAACCUUCAAUUUGCAAAGUGGAGCUGGAAGGCGAAUCAGUGUCCUGCCAAAUUCCACAGAUGUUCCUAGAUAAGAUAAACAGGAACUACUUAGGUAUUAAUUCGAAUCAUCCUGUGAGAACCAUAAAUGAAAAACUAAUUGAUGGCCUCGGCAGAUCGUUCACGAUUCAGAAGGCGAAUUCUUCAUUUCCCUUAGUAUUCAAAGAUGGUUCUGCUUCUCCUUCAUUGGACGCCAUUUGGAUGGUUCCUGUUGCCAAAACUCGCCCUGAAAUUAAGUCUGUGGCUUCUAAAAGCGACACGGGAACUGAUGAGGAUCAGGAUUUGAGUUGGACCUUAGGACAAUAUUACCUUCGGCCUUCCCUGUUGGUUUUUCUUCAUUCUAUUGUAAAGCAGAGGGAUUUUUCCCCUCAGAGUUUGUUGGCCCUGAGUGGACUGGCUUUUAAAAAAUGUAAAAUUUCUGUUCACGUGCCUCCCAUUUUUCAUGAGGCCCUCUUUAUCUGCGCAGUUAAGGAAGACGUAGAAGACUCACAGCUCCUGAUGGAAAGCCUCAUAGGCACAUUGAAUUCUUUACUGCGAUCAUCCAAUGUUAAGUUGGACUCUCUGAACCAGGAGACAGAAAGCCGUCAGCAGAAUCCCUUCCUACCUUCUUCCGAACCGUUUCUGCUCAACCCAAAAUACGCUGUGACUCUGAGCUGCCAGGGCUUGGAUUCCGGCCCCAAAGAAUUUCGCGUCGGGACAAUAAGCACCGUUCGGUGGCAACCUUCAAGCGUUAAUCAAAACAUGGUUUGCGUUUCUUUGAACCUCGAUCUUCUGGCGAUGUGCGCGUGUGGCAUUUCUGACUGGCGGAUGCUUUGGACUUCGGAUGAGCGUUUUGCGAGCCAGUUUUUUGGGGGCCGUUUAGGCGUUUUCCAGAGCUUUUCCCUCCACCCGCCGACGUACGUGCACGACAUCAGCUUCUGGCUUCCAGAGGCAGAAACAUUCCAUGAAAUCCAGCUUCACGCCAUUGCCAGGCGUGCGUCUUUGGACACGGUUGCGUCUGUCCAGCUGCUUGACCGUUUUCGGCACCCGGGCGCAGCACACGCCAUCAGCCUGUGCUACAGGCUCACAUACCAGUCUUGCGACAAAGCGCUCGCUCGCCCCCAGGCGGCGGCCAUGCAGAUGGCGCUGAGGGAAGAACUGCAGCGUUGUCUCCGGGUGGUUGUUAGGUAGGAGGACCAGGAGGAGAACUUGGCAGGGCGGGUGAAAAAGGAGGACGAGGGAGGUGUGUUGGAUGUCUUGGCCGCCUCGAGUUGUUUAUAAAAAUAAGAAAGCUGGAAUUUAAAUAAAAUAAAACAUUAAAACAGUU
Pantherophis guttatus is the source of this 2862-nucleotide messenger RNA. RefSeq names its product ferredoxin-fold anticodon binding domain containing 1 (gene FDXACB1). NCBI's taxonomy places the organism in Eukaryota, Metazoa, Chordata, Lepidosauria, Squamata, Colubridae. Gene Ontology annotation, biological process: rRNA base methylation. Gene Ontology annotation, cellular component: cytoplasm. Gene Ontology annotation, molecular function: rRNA (uridine-N3-)-methyltransferase activity. The record is from RefSeq and is a predicted model, not a curated record.